Messenger RNA from Fonsecaea monophora, 1695 nucleotides. RefSeq lists its product as hypothetical. Gene Ontology annotation, biological process: DNA replication initiation; DNA replication. Gene Ontology annotation, cellular component: nucleus; nuclear origin of replication recognition complex. NCBI's taxonomy places the organism in Eukaryota, Fungi, Ascomycota, Eurotiomycetes, Chaetothyriales, Herpotrichiellaceae. Bases 1 to 1695 code for a protein of 564 amino acids. Gene Ontology annotation, molecular function: DNA replication origin binding. The transcript has 4 exons. The record is from RefSeq and is a predicted model, not a curated record.
AUGGUGGCUUUAUUACCACCCGAAUCACUACAUUCGAUCCUGCAGAAAUGUCCUUGCCGGAGGCCGCAGAUCCAAGAACUUGCAACAUACUACAAUGAUACCUUCCCCAGCCCUUCCGUCCUCGUCGCCUACGGCCUCGAAAGCACGAGCAAGACCAUAGCCAUCGUCGAAGUGCUGAGAUGGAGAGAAAUUCCGCACGGAAUCGUCAAGUGCAGGGAGUGUCUCUCGCAGCGGCACCUGCUGUCCAAGAUCUUUGCGGUGUGCGUCGCGGCCUUGGGACGGGAACAGGGACAGGAACAGGGGAACCAGACGGAACAGCAGUUCGACAGGACGGACAGCAUCAACGCACUGGUGGGGAACUUGCGCAGGCUGUUCGAACGGGUCGUGGUGGACUCGAAGAGCAGCAAGAAGAACAAGUUCGUGGCGGUGAUUGAGGACGCGGAUGCGCUGAGACAACCGGGUCCAACACUGCUCCCUGCAUUGGCACGGCUGGGAGAUGUGAUCCCUGGGUUUUCAGUCAUUUUGACCUCGAGCUCCCCGCGACCUCUCAACCUGCACAAGACCGGGGUGCCGUGCGUCCACUUCCCGCCCUACACACGCUCCGAAGCCAUCUCGAUCAUCGUCUCUACCCAACCGACCACGCCUUCACUCUCGCACUCAGCCUUGGCCUCGUCGUCAGGCACUUCCACCUCCACCGCCGAGACCGACCAGCAGCAGCACGCCGCGCUCCUGUCGAAGCUAUACGCCCAGUUCGCGGUGACGGUGUACGACACCCUGAUAUCCUCGACGUCGUCGACAUCCAUAGACACCUUCCGGCUGGCCUGUGAGAGGCUGUGGCCGCGGUUCAUCGAGCCCAUCGUGUCUGGCGAGGAACCACCGGCGAGAGCCAAAUCGUGGGACUUUGCGAGAUUACUGGUGCGGAAUCGUGGUCUGUUUCGAUCAGAGGGAGAGGAUGCGUUGCAUAACACGUUUCCAAGGACCCCGUUGCCAGAUAACCCCCCUGAAGCGGGUUCGUCUCUACAACAACAACCACGACAAGAUGCGGUCAGGAAUAGCAGUGCGCCAGCAACGCCAUCAAAACGUGCCCCGUUAGACUCGAGCAAAUCUGCAGCAUCGAGAGAAUCCGCCUCAAAACCGUGGCUAUCACAAACAUCAUCAUCAUCUUCUUCUAUAACGCGGCCAUCCCUCCUGAAGCAUUUCCCGACCCUUGUCCUCCUCUCAGCCUACCUCGCAAGCCAUACGCUACCUAAACACGACAUCCUGCUCUUCUCCCGCUUAAGCGCCACGUCCAGCUCGAUCAGCAAGAAAAUCCGCAGACUGAGGCAGACGCCGACAAAGAGGAAAACAACAUCUACCCCGAGCGGGACGCCAACAAAGGACGCCACAACCCCCACCAAAUCGCGCAACAAGUCUUUGUUUGCCGCAGGGGCGAAUCUGGGUAUCCCACGGCCAUUCACACUUGAGAGGCUCGUCGCGAUCCUGCGUGCGAUCCACCCCCAAGGUAUCCCCAAUCGGCCAGGUCGUGGCGUGAGCGAUCGGAUAUACCGUGAGCUUGGAGAGUUGGAAAGACUCAGACUCGUUGUACGGUCGUCUGGAUCCGGCGCGGCGACUGGGGCUGGAGGGACGGGUGACGAUGCAGGAGACGAGAAGUGGCGGGUCAAUACAUCUGUCACCACCAUCCACGGAGAAAUCUAA